Messenger RNA from Nakaseomyces glabratus, 2253 nucleotides. RefSeq names its product AAA family ATPase AFG3 (gene AFG3). Gene Ontology annotation, cellular component: m-AAA complex; membrane. NCBI's taxonomy places the organism in Eukaryota, Fungi, Ascomycota, Saccharomycetes, Saccharomycetales, Saccharomycetaceae. Gene Ontology annotation, molecular function: metalloendopeptidase activity; zinc ion binding; ATP hydrolysis activity. Gene Ontology annotation, biological process: mitochondrial protein processing. The record is from RefSeq and is a predicted model, not a curated record.
AUGCUCAGGUUACUUACGAGACUUAAUGUACCUGUGCGGGCUAUGAGGCCCAUGCCGCUGGCGCCAUUAGCGAGGGCGCUGCCUGUGACGAGACCCCUAGCGUUGCCACUCAGGUUCUACUCAGAUAUGAAUAGCCGGAAGCAGGAAACUGGCAGUGGGGGUUCUAGUGAUGGUGGACCCGCUGGCGAUGAGGGUUCUGGUGGUAAGGGUCAGGGCCAGGGCAAAGGACCCGGUAAGGACCCGCGCGAAGAGAUGAUGAAGGCCUUCUGGCAGUAUGUGAAGUCUAAGGAAUUCCAGAAUACCAUGUACUUGACCAUCGGUUUGUCGUUUAUAUACACGUUGAUGAGUGCCAACGAGGACACCAGUGGUCGUGAUCCGCUGACUUUCCAGGAUUUCAAGGCCAAGUACUUGGAGAAAGGGCUUGUGAAGAAGAUCUACGUCAUUAAUAAGUACCUAGUUGAGGCUGAGCUGGUGCCUCUGGCAAACGAUAGUAAUGGGCAAUAUGGUGCCAAUGGUAUGGUGCCCAGAGUAAUUUCAUUUACCAUCGGGUCCGCAGAUGUCUUUGAAGAGCAACUGGAUGAGUUGCAAGACAGGCUACAAAUACCUCCAAGUGAACGUAUCCCAGUGCAGUAUGUUGAAAGGGCAUCGGCAUUCCAGUAUCUAUAUCCAUUUAUCCCCACUGUAUUGCUGAUUGGUGGUCUCUACUUUAUUGCUAAGAAGUUGAACCCUAAUGCUAACAUGAACGGAGGGGGAGGUUCAUCGGGUAUGUUUGGUGUCGGCAAAUCAAAGGCUAAACUAUUCAAUAAAGAAACAGACAUUAAAAUAUCUUUCAAGGAUGUUGCCGGUUGUGAUGAGGCUAAACAGGAAAUUAUGGAAUUCGUUCAUUUCUUGAAGAAUCCGGCAAAGUAUACACAAUUGGGCGCUAAGAUCCCUAGAGGUGCUAUAUUGUCUGGUCCUCCAGGUACAGGUAAGACAUUAUUGGCAAAGGCUACUGCUGGUGAAGCAGGUGUACCUUUCCUUUCUGUGUCAGGUUCAGAGUUUGUGGAAAUGUUUGUCGGUGUAGGUGCAUCUCGUGUCAGGGACUUAUUUGAACAGGCUAGGCAGAUGGCUCCUUCUAUCAUAUUUGUUGAUGAAAUAGAUGCUAUCGGAAAAGAAAGAGGUAAAGGGGGUGCUCUUGGUGGUGCCAAUGACGAAAGAGAAGCAACCCUAAAUCAACUGCUUGUGGAGAUGGACGGUUUUAGCACUAGCGAUCAAGUCGUGGUCAUUGCAGGUACCAACAGAAUGGAUGUUUUAGACCCAGCACUUAUGAGACCAGGUAGAUUUGAUAGACACAUCGAAAUUGAUGCACCUGAUAUGAGCGGAAGGAAGGCCAUAUAUAAUGUUCAUUUACAACGACUAAACCUUGACCCCAAACUAACAGAGACUGCUGAGAAGCGUGACAACCUAUCGGGUAAACUUGCCACGUUGACACCUGGUUUUACUGGUGCAGAUAUCGCUAACGCCUGUAAUGAAGCUGCGUUGAUCGCUGCAAGACAUCAGGAUAAGUAUGUUGAACUAUUACACUUUGAACAGGCCAUUGAAAGAGUCAUUGCUGGCUUAGAAAAGAAAUCGAAGGUUUUGUCGCCAGAAGAGAAGAAAACAGUUGCAUAUCAUGAAGCUGGCCAUGCUAUUUGUGGAUGGUUUUUGCAAUAUGCAGACCCGCUAUUGAAGGUAAGCAUCAUUCCUCGUGGUCAUGGUGCGCUUGGAUAUGCCCAAUAUCUUCCUUCAGAUCAGUAUUUAAUUACAGAGGAACAGUUUAGACAUAGAAUGAUUAUGGCUUUAGGAGGUAGAGUGAGCGAAGAGCUGCACUUUCCUUCAGUAACAAGUGGUGCUCAUGAUGAUUUCAAGAAGGUUACAAAUAUGGCGCAUGCUAUGGUCACAUCUCUGGGAAUGUCGAAGGAGAUUGGAUAUCUGUCUUAUGACCAAAAAGGAUCCGGAUUUCAAAUAAACAAGCCUUUUAGUGAGAAAACAGGGAGAAAAAUUGAUUUAGAAGUAAAGCGUAUUGUUGAUGAAGCCCACGAGGCAUGCCGCAAGCUGUUAACGGAGAAUCUGGAAGAUGUAGAUAAAGUCGCAAAGUUACUACUUCAAAAAGAAGCUAUUAGCAGAGAAGAUAUGAUCAAGCUUGUUGGACCAAGACCAUUCCCAGAGAAAAACGAAGCUUUUGAAAAGUAUCUGGAUAAUGGUCUAAAUGGACCAGCACCUGCAACUGACUAG